Colletotrichum chrysophilum is the source of this 669-nucleotide messenger RNA. RefSeq lists its product as uncharacterized. Gene Ontology annotation, molecular function: zinc ion binding; DNA binding. Bases 1 to 669 code for a protein of 222 amino acids. The transcript has 2 exons. Lineage: Eukaryota; Fungi; Ascomycota; Sordariomycetes; Glomerellales; Glomerellaceae. The record is from RefSeq and is a predicted model, not a curated record. Gene Ontology annotation, biological process: DNA-templated transcription.
AUGGCACUGCCUCUUUUCCACCCUCCCGCCUUCAUCGCUCUUCUGGGACAACAGUACUCUGUAGAGACGGAAAGCAGUCCAGCUUGGUGGACUGCAUUCAACGCCGUUCUCGCAAUAUCCCAUCGCAAACGUGUUGAAGAAGGUACUUCGACGGAUAAGGAGCUCAUGUGGAGUUAUGCGGCAAACGCUCUGGAUACUGUUCUCGACAUUCUCCUCAGAGCCACACAACUCAUGUCCGUCCAGGCUCUGUUGACUCUCGCCUGGUUCUUCCUUGGAACCCCCAAUCCUCAGCCCAGCUUCAUGCUGGUGGCAAAUGCCAUUCGUCUCGCCCACUCUAUCGGACUUCACAGAAAGAACUGCGGCACCUCCCUGAGUCCGCUGGAAAGGGCGACAAGAAUCAACGUAUUCUGGCUGGCGUUUUCCCUGGAUAGGGAGCUGAGCCUACGCACAGGCAGACCUCCUGCACAAGACUUCGGCGACUUUGACGUGGACCUGCCUGAUCUUCAACUGCAGCCUGACUUUACCAACAGCAGCUCCAUGCCUGCAUCAUCGAAGGUCUUCUCCGCCGGGACCCGGCUCGCGGUCAUCCAGGCGAAGUUAUACUCAGAGAUCUAUUUGAGUGAAGGCCUCGAGCCAUCAUCCUGGUUCAUCGAGCUCAAAGCGAUCUAG